Kwoniella shivajii is the source of this 1152-nucleotide messenger RNA. RefSeq lists its product as uncharacterized. Lineage: Eukaryota; Fungi; Basidiomycota; Tremellomycetes; Tremellales; Cryptococcaceae. The transcript has 3 exons. The record is from RefSeq and is a predicted model, not a curated record. Bases 1 to 1152 code for a protein of 383 amino acids.
AUGUACAACGGAGUCAAUAUCCACUUUCCUAUCAUAUUUGAUGAUGGAAUCAAAUGGCUUUUAAGAGUCCGUCAAUCACAUAACGGUAAUCCACCAAUUGGUAUUCAAGAAGUCGUAAUAGCAAGUGAGGUAACUGUGUUAAAUAUUCUCAACAACGGAGGAGUACCUGUCCCCAAAGCAUGGCUCAAUCCACAACAUGGAGAUCGCACAGAAGAAAGUUCCGCAGCUGGUGUUGGUGCUUUACAAUACUUCUUUUAUGAGUUUCUUCCAGGACCAAAGCUGAAAGUAACCAGAAGAGGCGAUGAUGCACUUUGGAAUCCUGGAACGAAGAUACGUAAAUUUAUUGAAGAUUUCGCUAAAAUACAAAUCAAAAUGUCAAACAUCCCUAUAUCAGCUAAUCUCAUUGGCUGUCCCGUCUCCCCUUUGGGAGACAAUACGAAGCUGAUUGUUGGUCCCCUUACAUCAUGCCGUUGUCUCAAUAUGCUUGAUCCUCCCUAUUUCCCCGGACCUUUCCGUACUAAUCAAGACCGAUAUCUCGCUCAAAUCAAUACUGCCCUAAGCCAUAUCGUAAAUGGUCAUCUGUGUCAAAAAGCCCCUUUGGAUGGAUAUCUCUGGCAUCUCCAACUGAAAGAGUUAGUUCAGAAUUGUACCGAGUUAGACAAAGAGUUUGACCAGGUAUUCAUACGUCACGCAGAUGCUAAAGAGGAUCAAUUCAUGGGGGAUGAGGAUGGCAGUAUUUCUGGAGUACUUGAUUGGGAAUGGGCAUAUGUAACAACUAAAGAAAAAGCAUUCUCAUCACCUGUCUUCUGCUUUCACCACAACAAGUACUUUGGAUCUUCGAUGGACCUAGUCCCUGCGGAACAGCUGUUGGUACACGCUUAUGAACGGUUCGGAAGAUCUGAUUUGGCGGAUUGUGUUCGGAAUGGUAAGAUUUAUCAACGACUCAGUCACAUAGGUACAUUCGAUCAGCAAAUAUGUCGUCAAUCAGCGAUUUUAAAAACGUUCGCUAAAUUCAAGCCUGAAGGGUUUGACCCGCCAAAUCGGGUCGGUGAGAAGUGGCGUUUGUAUCUCGCCAAUCGCUACCAUACAGAUCCUUGCCUUCCCGAAAUGAUCGCUCGAGCAGGAUGGGAAUCGGAAAAGGCAUCUUGCUGA